Messenger RNA from Cryptotermes secundus, 2247 nucleotides. RefSeq names its product BRISC complex subunit FAM175B. The transcript has 7 exons. NCBI's taxonomy places the organism in Eukaryota, Metazoa, Arthropoda, Insecta, Blattodea, Kalotermitidae. Gene Ontology annotation, cellular component: nucleus. Gene Ontology annotation, biological process: mitotic spindle assembly; protein K63-linked deubiquitination; attachment of spindle microtubules to kinetochore. The record is from RefSeq and is a predicted model, not a curated record. Bases 117 to 1577 code for a protein of 486 amino acids. Gene Ontology annotation, molecular function: microtubule binding; polyubiquitin modification-dependent protein binding.
CCAUUAGUGAUCCGUGAUCUUUACUAUUCACACGGUUCACGCUAGGCUUGUGAUUGCAAUGACUUGUCUGUACCCUUUGGUAACGGUGAGCAGGGGAAGUAUUAUCAGAAUGUGCUAUGGUUAGUUUCCGCAGGUCGUCAUAUCAGUCAUACACUUUCAACAUGGCGGUGAAUGUGUAUGUGAGUGUGUCUGGCCCUGCGUUGUCAUUCUUGCUUUACGAAAAUGUGAGAAGUUUAAGUGAUCAGGAAGGAUUUCUACUAGGAGAAGUUGUAAGUCAUGUUACCGAUACUAUAAGUGAUUCCCAGAUACGUGGGGAGAAAAUGGAGACUAUAAUAAGUGUAAAUUCUUUGAUGCCAAUUCCAAGUACAGUGGCAUUUUGCAGUGGUAUUGGGAAAGUUAAUCAUGAUAAACUAAAGGAGUUUCUGAAGGAAAAAGAAAAAAAAGUGGUUGGGUGGUACAGUUUCCGACGUAACUCUGUACUUAGCCCACAUCUUCGAGAAAAGCUUCUACAUAAAGAACUUUGUUCAUCAUUGUCUCAUCUCUCAUCGGAACACUUCACUUUGUGUCUCCUUAACACUUCAGUGUCCAGUCCAGGUUCGACCCAUGUGUUUAACCAUAAAUUCAUGCGCCACCGCCAUAGGAUGUUUGAACCUCUCCCUGUCCAGAUUCACAAUCUGGGUGAAGCUCCGCAGUCAGAGUACAAGUUAGUUCCUAGUACAGCAUGUUUGUCUGAUUCUUUCAACAACAUAAUUUCUUCCUUGAGGGCUCGUCAUGAAGAGAGUUCAGAUGCGUCUUUAGUAUGUAACAUCCAGAGGGCUUUGCAGGAGUACUUGCGGAAUCUUAUAAAUGAAGUAGAGUUGUCUGAAAGAAGGAUAGCCGAGCUGGAGAGAGAAGUUGACUCUCUUAGAAUGCAACCAGGACCAAUUUCUAAUGAAAUUCUACUGCCACAGAUACUGCAAGAAGAUGUAUCCACUACAGGUAGCAAUUACAGCAGUGUCAGUAGUACAGUUCCAUCUCUAUCAGGUGAUGUGCUUGGUGCGGUACCUGCUAAAGCUACUAAAAGUCCAAGCAAACAUCAUGCUGCUGUUGAAAGCAACCACUUGAAAGUUGUGGCAAAGGAAGAGGUUGGUGACAAUCAUAAUAAUUCCUCUGAUGCAUUUGCAUUUGUCACGGAGAUGAAGAUUCAGAUGAGCCAGCCACACAGCCCAACAUCAACACCUGUCGAGAACGCUUGUGUCAACAGCAGUAAACGUCUAGGUGAACGUGGGAGGGGAAUUGGACGAGUUCGUAGAUCUCCGCGGUCAAAAGCUCCAGAUGUCAUAGAUAAUUCCCCAAAUUUCAGACAUUCUUUGCAGUCUCAGGCAUUGGACACUGCUGCUUCAACACCUGUACGGGGUGCCUUACAAAAUAUGAACAAUGUAAACACAAAACCUCGUGGCUAUGCACAGGCUGUAAAGAGAACAGGAGUUUCUGGUGAUGGUGUGGUCAUUAAAUCACCAGCUGUGUCACAAGGAAGUCCAUCAAAAGUGACCUCAGCAAAUGGCUCAACUUCAAAUUCAGAUUCACAGAAAUACUGAUUUUCGGCUUGAGAUGAAAAUUUUGAUACAGGUCACAUCAUUGUAGACCAAUGUGAAAGUGUUACUGGGGAGCCACAGUGAAAGCGCUUAAUCAUAUUCCAUUUGUAUAUCAAUGUUGGCCAGUGUUGAAUCAUAGCAGUCACAGCACACAAUCUAAUUAAAAGUAAGAUUGCUCUUGUCUUAAAAACAGUAAGUAUAAUAAUAAUUUUCACCAUUGAUGAGCAAUAUUUUCAUACCAACAAUGGAUAUUUUCUUUGUAUGUGUGUGGUUUAAUAAUAACAAUGAUAUGGAUGAUAACAAGCAUGUUACAAUAUAAUUUAAAAUCCAAAGAAGUUCUGUUAUGAGACGACUCCUGAUUACUAAAGUUUUACUUCUAGAGAUCAGUGUUUGAAUGUGUUUAAUCCUGUGGCUGUUUACUUCUGCAAGCAUUAGUCAGUCAAUAAUUACGUGUUCUGAAUCAUUGCUUAUGAAAAAAAUAUUUAUUUGUUGAAUGUUUUUAUGAAAUCACAUUACUUGCAGAACUGGGUGGCAGUAUAAGAAACUGCUGUGGGCUGUCAAAAUAUGUUUAUUGUAACAAAACUUCAAUGUAUUGAAAAGUGAUAACAUUUAAAAUGUUAUUAUCAGCUUAUACAAACAAAUGAAAUAUACUUGACAAAACUUUUUGAGUAGA